This is a messenger RNA of Thamnophis elegans (Western terrestrial garter snake), 1741 nucleotides long. It is a transcript of the gene DNAJC27, whose product is annotated as DnaJ heat shock protein family (Hsp40) member C27. Bases 255 to 1067 code for a protein of 270 amino acids. The record is from RefSeq and is a predicted model, not a curated record. Lineage: Eukaryota; Metazoa; Chordata; Lepidosauria; Squamata; Natricidae. The transcript has 7 exons. Gene Ontology annotation, molecular function: GTP binding; GTPase activity.
CGAGACUUCCCUGCUUUUGCAUUGAGCGCCCGGAGGAAGUCCUUCCAUAUUUCUCGCGAUAUCCUGAAGACUCGCAAGGCGUUUGUUGCGGCUUGACUUAGCCUUCUUGAAUUGACUAUGGAGAGGGAGAUAACGGAAGCGAAGACUGGAGCCGGGGCAUUGUGAUGGUGAUUUGCGCGAGUCUGUUGAGGUUUAGUCAGACCCCGUGAAGAAAGUGAGCGUCAAUCAUCUCCUCCAAGUUUUAACCGCUAAGGAUGGAGACGAAACGGAAAGAAACACGCAAGUCUUUGAGGAUCAAAGUGAUCUCCAUGGGUAACGCUGAGGUUGGCAAGAGUUGCGUUAUCAAGCGAUACUGUGAGAAGAGAUUUGUGCCCAAAUAUCUUGCAACAAUUGGCAUUGAUUAUGGUGUUACCAAAGUGCAAAUUAGAGACCGAGAAAUCAAAGUGAAUAUCUUUGACAUGGCUGGACACUCCUUCUUUUACGAGGUUCGCAAUGAAUUUUACAAAGACACUCAGGGUGUAAUCCUAGUGUAUGACGUUGGGCAAAAGGACUCCUUUAAUGCUCUUGACCUUUGGCUUGCUGAAAUGAAACAAGAACUUGGACCACAUGGAAACAUGGAAAACAUUGUUUUUGUGGUUUGUGCCAAUAAGAUUGAUUGUGGCAAGUUGCGCUGUGUGGAUGAAAGUGAAGGGCGACUGUGGGCAGAAAGCAGAGGCUUUCUUUAUUUUGAAACUUCUGCACAGACUGGAGAAGGGAUUAAUGAAAUGUUCCAGACUUUCUACUCGGCUAUUGUUGAUUUAUGUGAUAAUGGUGGAAAGCGCCCCAUAACCAGCGCAAGCAACAGUUUCACUAAGGAGCAAGUAGACACCAUCCGGAGGAUUCGCAACAGCAAGGAUAGCUGGGAUAUGUUGGGUGUCAAACCGGGAACUACAAGGGAUGAAGUAAACAAGGCCUAUCGAAAGUUGGCAGUGCUCCUCCACCCAGAUAAGUGUAUGGCUCCAGGUAGUGAAGACGCCUUCAAGGCUGUGGUGAAUGCACGGACUGCCUUGCUCAAAAAUAUCAAGUAAAACACAAGAAGAUGCGGCUUUCACCAUAGCAAGUGAUAUGCCUAUUCUGAGAGAGGCAUCAAGGACUGCCUCCUGCAAAAGACAAAGGAAGCAAGUCACAGGAAAUUCCUAAAAGCAAUUUUUCUUCACCAUUUACUCUCAAAGCAGUUCUCUGUUCUACUAUGAAUAGGUCAAUAUAGGAGACUUCUCUGAGGUGGACUUCCAAAUCCAUCUGAAUGUCUCAGGAACAGUAACAACAGUAAUAUCCUGUCCUUUCUUUUCCUCUGCAGAAAAGUUGACCGUGGACUGAGAUGACUCUAAAAUAUGUUACUCCUAUUUAAAUCACUUAUUUCAAUAUUGUGCAUUAUUUUCCUCAAAACCAAUGCUGAUAUUCAGCCUCUAAUUAAGCACUUCGUUGUUCCUCUUUGUCCUACACUGGAAAUUAUUUUAUCCACUCAUAUUCUUUGAACCACUUCAUUAAGUUUAAGUUGGUUAAGGCAUUCCUGCUUUUUCAAAUAAAAAUGGGAAAAAUAAUAGCAUAAUAGCCGAGGUCAAAGCACUAGUAGCCACUGGGAGUAUUGAUGGGACAGGUAGUACUUCCUACAAAAUGAGUUAGAUAGUAAGUUGAUUUGCUCAUUAUUUGAGUCAUGUUGUUCUAGGAGUGUUUGUCUAUACUUUGAACCUCCCGGACCUAG